AUGAGUUCAACAGAAGAAAAACCAAAAGAAAAAGUUGACGAAAAAACAAAUGAACAAACUGACGAAAAAGUAAAAGAUGAAAAUGGGAAAGAAGAUAAAGAUACACCAGAAAAAAAAGAAGAUGAAAAUGUUAUGAAUAUGUUUUUAUCAUAUUUACAAAAAAAUAAAGAUGAUCCUAAAGUUCUUCAAACUAUGUUAAGUAUGAUGGGAGGAAAAGGUGGAAAUACAAUACCAGCAGAUUUCCUAAAAUUAUCACAAGGUGAUAAUAAAAAAGACGAUAAAUCAGAAGAAAAUAAUGACCAAAGUCCAUCCAAAGUAAGCGAAAAUAAUGAUACCGGAAAAUCGGGUGAUAAUAAAAAGGAUAAAGUAGAAGAAAAUAAUGAUAAAAAAAAUGAUGAUGUAAAUGGAGAAAAUAAAGAAGUCAUAAAAAAAAAACACACCGAAUUAGUCGAAGAUAAUGAUGAUUAUGAAAUUGAAAAUUGUGAACCAGAGUUACCUGUUGAAGAAGAAGCGAUAUCCUUAAUUGAAAAUAUCAACAUAGAAAAUGAUGAAAAGAAUAAGAGCAAUAAAGAAGAAUCUAAUAAAAAAACAAACGGUGUUUCUGUUUCUGCAAAUAUGGCUAAGCUAGCUGAUAAAUAUAUGAGUGGCGGUAAAACUGCGGACGCAACCGGAAAGGAACAAAGUGACUUUAAAUUAUAUCAUUCUAAAAAUUCAUGGGAAGAAUUAAAAAUCGAUAAUGAACUUAUACAAAUAUUAACUUACUUAAAAUUUUUUGGACCAUCAAAAAUUCAAGCAUAUGCAUUACCAAUCAUAUUAGAUAGCAACAGAAAUUUAAUUGCACAAUCACAAAAUGGAUCUGGUAAAACAUUAACUUUUGUAAUUGCAAUGUUAUCAAAAAUUAAUAGAAGUUUAUAUUCAUUGCAAGCAGUUUGUAUAUGCCCAACCAGAGAGUUAGCACAACAAAAUUAUGAUGUCGUUGGUAAAUUUACAAAAUAUUUAAAUGUUAAAACAUUUUUAGCUGUUCCAUUAUGUGAAAAAUAUAAUAAAUCUAAUGGUGUCCAAAUAUAUGUUGGUACUCCUGGUAAAACUUUAGAUUUUUUAAAAAGAAAAUUUAUUGACACUAAUAAUAUAAAAAUAUUUGUGUUAGAUGAAGCAGAUGAUUUAAUUGAUAUUAAAAAUAAUAUGUCAUCACAAGUUGAAAGUAUAAAAAGGUUUUUACCAAAAAGUUGUCAAAUACUUUUAUUUUCAGCUACAUAUAAUGAUAAUGUAAGAGUUUUUGCUGAUAAAUUUGCCCCACGUGCAACAAAAAUAAGUGUGAGACAAGAAGAUUUGACUCUAAAAUGUGUUAAACAAUAUUAUUUAAUAACAGAAAAUGAUGAACAGAAAUAUUACUAUUUAUCUGAAUUAUAUUGUUCUAUGACUAUAUCACAAUGUGUUAUAUUUGUUAAUUCAAAAAAAGCAGCAUAUAGUUUAUAUCAGUUUAUGACAGAAAAUAAUCACAACGUUACACUAAUUUGUGCAGAUAGUGUAAUUAGUAGAUUUACAAAAAACAAAGUUGAAAAAACAAAUGUAAUGGGUAUGGAUCCUAAAACAAGAGAUUCUUUAAUGUCUGAUUUUAAAAAAGGUAUAUCAAAAGUUUUAAUAUGUACAGAUUUAUUAUCUAGAGGUAUUGAUGUUCCAUCUAUAAGUUUAGUUAUUAAUUUUGAUUUGCCAUAUAUUUAUCAAGGUAGAAUAACUAAUUCAGCUGAUGCUAUAGCAAAUCAAAAUGUAAAUAUGGAAACUUAUAUUCAUAGAAUUGGAAGAACAGGAAGAUUUGGAACAAAGGGUAUGGCUAUUAAUUUUAUUAGUAAAAUGCAAAUGCCACAUAUUCAACAAAUUGAAAAAUAUUACAAGUGUGUAAUUUCAGAUCUUGAAUAUGAUUCAGAACUUAUGAUGACUUCUAUAACCAAGUUGAAAAAUUAA
This is a messenger RNA of Plasmodium vinckei vinckei, 1962 nucleotides long. RefSeq names its product ATP-dependent RNA helicase DBP5, putative. The record is from RefSeq and is a predicted model, not a curated record. NCBI's taxonomy places the organism in Eukaryota, Apicomplexa, Aconoidasida, Haemosporida, Plasmodiidae. The transcript has a single exon. Gene Ontology annotation, biological process: poly(A)+ mRNA export from nucleus. The coding region runs from base 1 to 1962 and encodes 653 amino acids. Gene Ontology annotation, molecular function: ATP binding; RNA helicase activity; RNA binding. Gene Ontology annotation, cellular component: cytoplasmic stress granule; nucleus.